AUGGAAGCUCCGACAGCAUUAUCUUCCAGGCCACAUACGAGGAUCUGGGGCUGGAGGAAAGCGUUAACUCGGAGGAUAACCCCACUCAUAGGAUUCAGCGUGGAAGUCAAGCAGACUGACGGAGAGGUGACCUUCCCGGUAUACACUGAAGGGAUCAACAUGUCAACCAAGUUCCUUAUCGUUGACUACGAUUCAUCCUACAACAUGAUCCUGGGAUGGCCCUGGAUUCAUGUCAUGGGAGCCGUCCCUCUGACUCUUCACCAGAUGGUGAAAUUCCCUACACCCUUUGGCAUAAGAGAAAUCAGAGGGGACCAGGAGUAUUCCCGCUCCUGCUACCAGACUACUUUGAAGGGAAAGACUAAGACAUGCCUGGGAUCGAUCCGGAGAUCAUCAUGCACAAGCUGCAGGUGGAUCCCCUACAUCAACCCGUUAGACAAAAGAGGAGAAAGUUUUCCCCAGAGAGGGACGCAAUCAUCAACGAAGAGGUCCGGCGCAGGGUUUAUUCGCAAGGUACAAUAUCCAGAAUUGCUAGCCAACGUGGUCGUAGUCAAAAAGAAGAACGAGAAGUGGAGAGUCCGCAUAGACUUCACAUACCUCAACAAGUCCUGCCCGAAGGACCCCUUUCCUCUGCCUCACAUCGACAAGCUGGUCGACACUACAGCCGGACAUCAACUGAUGAGCUUCAUGGACGCGUUCUCCGGCUAUAAUCAGAUAUUCAUGCAUUCGGAGGACCAAGAGAAGACGUCCUUCAUGACAUCCAGAGGGAUCUAUUGCUACAAAGUCAUGCCCUUUGGCUUAAAGAAAGCGGGAUCACCCUACCAACGGUUGGUGAACAUGAUUUUUGCGGACCAGAGAGGGCGAACCAGGAGGUCUACAUCGAGGACAUGCUGGUCAAAUCCCUAG
Brassica napus (rape) is the source of this 903-nucleotide messenger RNA. RefSeq lists its product as uncharacterized. The coding region runs from base 1 to 903 and encodes 300 amino acids. NCBI's taxonomy places the organism in Eukaryota, Viridiplantae, Streptophyta, Magnoliopsida, Brassicales, Brassicaceae. The transcript has 2 exons. The record is from RefSeq and is a predicted model, not a curated record.